Molecule: messenger RNA, 513 nt
Organism: Thelazia callipaeda (thelaziosis nematode)
Lineage: Eukaryota; Metazoa; Nematoda; Chromadorea; Rhabditida; Thelaziidae
Source: the annotation of a GenBank genome assembly
AUGUUCAUAUUAAUUUUAUUAUCCAUCUCAUGGGCAUCUCCAUGUAAAACAGAAUAUUGUGGAGAGAAUAAAAUACCAUGUGGAAUUGAAGUUUAUCCAAAUGCUCAACCACUUUUGCAUUGCUCGCGUCCAUCUUGCUUCCAGCAUCGAUAUGCGGACUGUGAUGAUCGUGCAAUGCGUGAAUCAUGUGAAUUAAAUGAUAGUUGGGUUGGGGGAUUUGAAAAGAGUUAUGGAGAUCACCAACCGUUGUAUGUGCAGUGUUGUACGUUUGAAGGUUUAACUAAUUAUUCUACUCCACUUUAUCACACAUUUAUUAAGCCUGGACAAUAUUUCGAAGGUGAAGAACAAAUUGAUGAAGAAAGCGACACAGUCAUCUCAUUUGAUAUUAUCACAAAUUUCAAGAUGAUACGUCGCUCCAAUGCAUCGAUUAUCUAUGAAAUUACAAUCCGACGUUUGAAAUGCAGUGAGUUGCCUACUUUGGAAAAAUCUAGGUACAGAAGGCAUUGGCUGUAA